AUUUCCCUCUCCCUCAUAAUAUGUUAUUGUUUAUUUAUUGUGAACAAACUUCAGUUUCUGAGAAAAUUGCAGAUUCAAUGCUCCGCCACAAUUUCGAUGAUGAGAAGAUGAAGCAUUCCGAGAAAAGAGCAUAAUUCAUACAAACUUACCUAGAAUUUAAAAGUUUAGGUUGACCAUGCUGACGAUUUUCUAAUGAGUUUCUCGGAAUAUUUGAGAUUAAGGUACAGGGAUUAUAUUUCUACCAGGAGCAAUAAUAUUCUCUUUUCAUGAUCCGUCCCUCAUUGUCAUAAGAAAGAAUAUUAUUCUGAAAGAUAUCGAACUCGUAAAUUCUAAUAGCCCCAUUAUAAACCAAUUACCUGAACAAAAUGGCCACAAUGUCGGCAUGGCAAUUGAGAAAAGAAGAAGAAAAAAGGACGGACUAAAAUUUGUAUAAAUUCGUCAGAAAUUGAAAAUCUAAACAGUUCGAGUCUUGUACCAGUACAGUUCACGUAUCGAAGAAAGUUUAUAAGCUGAGAAGUGUCCACGUAUUACAAAAAUGGUGUCAAAUGAAAUAGCGAAAGAAAUCUGUAAAGAGAUCCUGCAGGGAAGUCUUCAAUGUGAUAUCUGCUGCAGAUUCCUCUUUCCAAAUAAGCAAUGCGCUUUAGGGCAUACUAUUUGUUCAACAUGCCUGACCAAAGUAAAAAGUUGCCCUUUUUGCAGAAGACGAUCCAGAUUUUCUGAAAAUUUGGCUCUCACGUCCAUAGCGUCAUCGUUUCCUGUACGUUGCGCUGCAGGCUGCGGAUACACGGGAUCUCCACAGGAUAUGGUGUUUCAUUCGAGCGAGUGUGAGCGCAAGACCUUUGAAUGUCCAACAAGAAGAUUCUUGCCAAAUUUGUCAUCAGAAAAUUCCCAUCCUGGAAGACAGAAGGUGUGCCGCCAUUUUGUGGAAGACCACCCGCAUCUCCUAAUCAGGGAGAACAAAAUGGAAUUGAAAUUCGAUGAAUAUUUUUAUCGAUAUGUUUACAACUCCGGUUCAUCCACCAUCUGUGCGGAUCAAUGUUUUUAUAUGGAUGGCAAUGUCAUUCAAUUAUGGUUGCAAGUUAGUCUUCAGAAAAAACGACUUCGGGUGGCUCUGAUGUUUUAUGGUCCAGAAAUAGAACGAUAUAAGUAUCAGUGCCUGAUUCGCCUGAUGGUAAGCAAAAGAGCUAAACAGAAGAAGUUUGUUUGGUGCGCCCCAUAUUCUUCCACCUUUGAAGAAAUUCCAGAUAAUUAUGUUGCAGAGUUCUGUUUUACACGAAUGGGGGAAUUUCACUUGGAAAUGAUCAAUAACUCCGAAUGACAGCGUACAUAUUUUUUGUAUAUUAUUAUUGAGCAGUGAUUAAAGUUUAGGCAAUAUUUAUAAACUUUUUGUUAUAUGAAAUCUUUUUCACAUUAAUUUACAUUAAACAUUAUUUUUUUAUUA
Molecule: messenger RNA, 1441 nt
Organism: Coccinella septempunctata (seven-spotted ladybird)
Lineage: Eukaryota; Metazoa; Arthropoda; Insecta; Coleoptera; Coccinellidae
Exons: 2
Coding region: 536-1318 (260 amino acids)
Biological process (GO): multicellular organism development; proteasome-mediated ubiquitin-dependent protein catabolic process
Cellular component (GO): cytoplasm
Molecular function (GO): ubiquitin conjugating enzyme binding; ubiquitin protein ligase activity
Source: RefSeq, a predicted model, not a curated record